GUCUCGCCGUGACCGCAUCAUCAUCUGCGCAUAUCCCAGUCAUCGGCGUCCCCGUCUCAGCAUUGCCGCCGUAUAUAAAAGAAAACCCAGCCAAGCAAGCAGUAAAAGCUUUUCGUCCUUUUGGCAUCACUCUCUUUCCAGCCCUCGCUCACCGGCAAUUGCUCAGCGUUUAAGCGCACAGCCGAGCCUCAGCCCGCCUUAUCUUGGACAACUCCCAUCACCAGCCAAGCACAUCCAUCCUUUCAGAAAUCAAUAAAAAUGUCUGCGUGGGACGUUUCGGACGUCAAGAUCGGCAAGAAUGUCCGCCGGGGCGGCGCCGCCCCGCGCGAGACUGUCGUUCGUGGCCAGUCCGCCCUCAACGCAGCGAGGAGAGCAGGCGCAACCAUCACAACGGAGAAGAAGUUCACCACAGGCAACCCAGUCACCAAGCCCGGCGUGGAAGGCCAACGCCUGACGAUGGUGGACCGGGCAGACGACAUCGUCAAGCCCAAGACGGUGGGCAUCGAGGUCGGCAAGGCGAUUCAGAAGGCACGCAACGACUACAUGCAGGCCAACGGGACCAAGGGCCUGACGCAGAAGGAGCUGGCGACCAAGUGCAACACGACACCCACGGUGGUCGCCUCGUUUGAGCGCGGCGAUGCAGCGCCUGACCAGAAGGUCCUGGCCGCCAUGGAGCGGGUGCUCAAUGUCAAGCUCCGCGGGAGCGACAUCGGAAAGCCCAAGUUCGAGAAGAAGGACAAGAAAUAAAGCGGGAAGGAAGCGGCAAAUUCAACGCUUCUCUCUAGUUACCACACAAUUCUUUUUUGGGGGGCUGGAUACGCUGGGUUAUCUGGGCUGGGGAGGUUCGUGCUUCAGACGCGAUUACUAGCCCAGAUACCAGAAUGAGAUACCAGCAUCACUCGCUGUAUGAUGGAUGGAUGGUCAAAGCAGCACGAGAAACGUGCUCGCAUAUGGCUCUUGGGAUGAAUUUUAGCGAGGACUGGGGCAGAUCUGCUUCUCGAUAGCGGCGUUGCAUAGCAAGGGGUCACUUGCGGAUAGACUCGCCC
Messenger RNA from Chaetomium strumarium, 1046 nucleotides. RefSeq names its product multi protein bridging factor 1-domain-containing protein. Gene Ontology annotation, cellular component: nucleus. The coding region runs from base 259 to 747 and encodes 162 amino acids. NCBI's taxonomy places the organism in Eukaryota, Fungi, Ascomycota, Sordariomycetes, Sordariales, Chaetomiaceae. The record is from RefSeq and is a predicted model, not a curated record. Gene Ontology annotation, molecular function: DNA binding. The transcript is spliced from 2 exons.